UAGAUGUAAAAGUCAAAUGAGGUAAUAUGAGUAUGAUUUCUUAAUUAUUGAUGAACAUUAAUACAGAAUAAUUGUUCCUAUAUAAUGAGUGUGACAAAAUAGGAAGAUUAAAUAAUUAUUACAAAACUAUUAAUUUUACUUCCUUGCUCUGAGAAUUAUUGUCACAUUCUCCCACGCCAUUAAUACGUGCUGAAUCAACAAAUAUAGGAAUAAAACCAAGUUGCCAGAAUUCCAUGCACAAUAAUAAAAUUCAUAAUGGCUUAUAAGGUGACUUUAUUUAUUUUUUGGUCAAAGAAAAAUUUCAAUCCCUCUAUAAAAAUGCUUUCUAGUUCUUCCCCCUUUUCUCUUUAAUUGCUAAUUUAUACAUUCUAAAUUGUUCUUAGAAACUCAAAAAUGAGAGAAACAGAGUAAAAAAACUAAAAACAGAGUAAAAGAAACAGAGAAAAACAGAGAAAUUAAAAUGUCAGCAGUUUGGACAGCAGUUAAGAAAUCAUUGGAUUGCAAGUCAACCCCAUCUGCUGAAGUUCAUGAACCAAACCCCAAAACAAAGACCACAAACAGCUGCUGUAAGCCCAGGUCACGAGCAACCGUACCGCCUUCGUUGUCGUCGUCGUCGUUGUUGUCAUGUAAAUCAACCAUCUGGGAUGUGAUUCAUGGCAGCAAGAGAUUCAAACAAAGCUCAUCAAGUCGUAGCCCGAUGUCGAUACGUAGCAGUGAUUUGAUCAACCCUGUUACACAUCAUGUCAGAUUCACCAAUUCUGAUCUUAAGAGCACAAAGGAUCAUGGUCGUAAUGCUAGUAGUUCACCCUCAAAAUUUUACCUUGGUUCCCCUGCACCUAGACCAAGAUUGAGGAAUGUUAAUAAGGGGCUUGAUUCUCCCUCAAAUAUUAGUAAUGAGCCUGGGAGUAGCGCUGUUUCGGGGUCUUCGUUUCGUAGUCGAAGGUUAUCGAUGGCCGAGGGUGAACUUGGUGGGGAGUUUAGACACAAUUGUCAUAAAUGUGGCGAGCCAUUAGCUAGGCAGGAUGCUGAAGAACAUCAUCUUUCUAGGCAUGGAGUGACUGAAGUACUUGAAGGGGACUCAUCUAGGAAAGUCAUAGAGAUGAUUUUCAAGGCAGGAUGGAUUGAUGUCGAGAAUCGAGGAUGCAUCGACAAGAUCCUGAAAGUCCACAACCCACAAACAAAGGUAGCACAAUUUGAGGAGUACCGAGAAAUGGUUAAAAUCCGAGCAAACAAGCUACAACAUUCCAAGAAACAUCCCCGUCUCCUAGCCGAUGGCAACGAGCUCCUUAGGUUCUAUGGCACAACAAUUGCUUGCUCUUUAGGCAAAAAAGGGUUCUCAAGUCUUUGCACUUUGCAAAGAUGCAACGUCUGUUGCAUUCUAAGACAUGGAUUCUUGCAUAACGAGGGUACAAGCAAUAGUAUUAUGGGUAUAUUUACUACCUCGACGAGUGAAAGAGCAUAUAGAAGCAUAGAUAUCGAUGUCGAGGAGAAAGAAAACCAUAGCAAUUCCUUGAGGAAGGCUUUGAUUUUAUGUCGGGUGAUCGCGGGGAGAGUGCAUAGGCCAAUGUUAGAGAAUAUCCAAGAGUUUGUUGGUGGUAGAAGAUCAGGGUUUGAUUCCUUGGCUGGAAAACUAGGAUCAAAUAAUUCUCAUGUCGGGGAGCUGUUUUUGUUAAAAUCAACAGCUUUGCUCCCUUGUUUUGUCAUUAUUUGUAAGCUCUAAGAAAAGAGCGAGCUCUUGUACAGUCAAUACAGUUUAAACAAUUAAGAAGAAAAUAGCUAAAGAAUUGAACACUAGUUUGAAUUUUCCAAAAUUUCUAAUGUAAGUAGCAUAUAAUUUUACCUUAGUAAAAGUAGGAAUUCGAUUUCUUCUGAAAUCAUGAAGUAAUUUUGUAACCAAAGUUGUA
Chenopodium quinoa (quinoa) is the source of this 1904-nucleotide messenger RNA. RefSeq lists its product as uncharacterized. The coding region runs from base 461 to 1720 and encodes 419 amino acids. NCBI's taxonomy places the organism in Eukaryota, Viridiplantae, Streptophyta, Magnoliopsida, Caryophyllales, Amaranthaceae. The transcript has 2 exons. The record is from RefSeq and is a predicted model, not a curated record.